Molecule: messenger RNA, 2028 nt
Organism: Bursaphelenchus xylophilus (pine wood nematode)
Lineage: Eukaryota; Metazoa; Nematoda; Chromadorea; Rhabditida; Aphelenchoididae
Source: the annotation of a GenBank genome assembly
AUGGAUCAUCUAGACGACAAACGCCUCACAGAAUCCGCGAGGAAAGCUUCGAAAUUGUAUAAUGCGGUCGCGAUCAAGAGGAAACCGGAAAAAUCCAACUUGAAAGUUAUAUUGAGUGAGGAAAAUCGACCGGUUCAUGUGUUCAAGAAGCCUCGGGAGGUGUUGCCGGAGGAUCAGUUUACUGAGGACUUGCAGAAGAUUAUUGUCCGGGAUUAUUUUCCUGAGCUACCUAAAUUGAAGGUAAGUGUUUUUAUUCGUUUUUUUUAUUUUUAGGUAGAUAAAGAAAAUUUCUUGUCGAGAGGGAUAAAGAUGAUGAUAAAUUUAGGCUUGGCCCUUGUGAGAUAGUCUUCCUCUUGGUUGAAUGAUCCUCGAUUAAUUGUAUUAAUUUAGGCGCAAAAAGAAUACCUCGAUGCAUUGGAAUCAAAUGAUGUGGAAGCCCUUCGAAGGAUACAGAUGAAGUUCAGCGCUGACACUCUAAAUGGACCAGCCAAGACGGUUCGCAGGUAUAAUCCAGAAGAGCGGCGGUUUGAUGUCGAUACAGAAAUGGAAGUUAUUGCUAACGAAGAAGGCCGAAAUGAAGAGGAAGAUGCAAAUGUAAGUGGUUUGUUUUUUUGUUUUGUCUUUUAGAAGUAAUGACUCCUUUUUGACUUCAUUUGAUUGCUCGAAAUAACGUUUAUUCUUUUCAGAAACCGGGCCCAAGCAAUGUUGUUGAUAUUGAGAAGCAUACAGUCCAAAGUUUUGUUGAUAAUUUUGUCAGUGAAGAUACAAAAAGUUUCCAUGAUGUGUGUAAAGUUGACGAAGAGGCUCAUAGAAAGGUUCACAAUUGGAUUUACACCGCGGAAGAGAAGCAUAAUGAAGAAUUUGUCCGAAAAGCCAUCCCGAUGGCUGAAGAAGCAGAUAUUCAGAUGAUUGAAGCUAGGAAACCGAGUACGUAUUUUAUAGAUUCUGACUAUUCUAUUUUUUGUUUGUGCUGGGCUUGUUUUUGUCCAGUAUAAAUUAAUUUUUUUUUUGUUUAAAUUUGUAUUGUGUUAGGUGAUCAGAAAGAUCGACCAAACGGAUUGGACAAUUGGUCGUAUAAAGCCAAGAAUACGGUGCUUUUUAAUAUCGAAGGAGCUGCUCCCACGGCCAAGGAGUUUGUCGAACAAUUGAAAGCAAAUCAGAAGGUUAUCAACAAAAAAGCGACAAGAAUUGAUGUGAAAUCAGUGGGAUGGAAAGAACCGGUAAGUAUUGUAUUUUGUUAUUUUUCGAUUUUAGGCCAUUUAUCAUGAUGCUAUAUGCAAUGAAAGAGUUUUGAAAAUACAAUUUAUAUUGUUUUAGGGCUCCCAACAGUCCGCUGGCAAAUUUGUUGUCCCGAAAGUUGAUAUCUCCGGUCAAAUCGUCGAGAAGAGCAUGAGCCAUGGCGGAUUUGAGGCCCUCCCAACUCCGGAUCCAACACCGCAACCAGAAGAUUCUCCAUUUAUAACCUGGGGUCAAAUUGAUGGGACUCCCUUUAGAUUGGACGGCGGAGACAUGACCCCUGCACCAGAUGGAGCGCCCUCAUUCAAGCUCCCAGAACCCACAAGGAGAGAGAUCAUCGCUCAUGAAUUGGCGGAUAAAAUCAAGAAAAAUAAUCAGGCCAAGAGAGAGUUUUCUCAUCAAAUGACACAGAAAUUGAAGUAAGGAGAAUUUAAUUUAUGUAAAAUUAUUGGAAACAGUGCUGUAAUUUGGCCGAAAUAUGCUUCUUGGGAGUAAUUAUGUGGUCUGCUUUUCAGAAAUCAUCACACUCGCAUGUCGACUCUCAGCAGAAUGGCCAUGAUGUCUCCGGCCGCACAUAAAUUAGCCGAAACAAAGCUAGGAAUAAAAACAAAGAACACCGGAUUAAUAUCGAAGAAGACCCCAGGUUCGAUAAGAUUGACUCCAGCGUCAGCAGCAAGGAGUAUUACACCUUUGAUAACCAGGAAAACGGACAAAAGUGACAUGGAUAAUAUAUUCACGGAAGAUUUAUUGUCCGUAAGGUCGUCGGCGAGAGCCUCAGAAAGGCGGUUGUAA